AUCUAGCUCUAUUUUAAUAUGCUUGUGCCUGAAGUUUCAUGUGUCAGACCACAAAACCAAGACAACAGAAUCUCUCUUAGAAGAGAAGAUAAAGUGAGAGUUAUUUAUAUUUUGAAAUGGAGAGCUACUGAAUAAACCAGCUGCGGUUUUUGCCGUGGAUGGUGCUUCUGUUUUGUAUGGAUAUGAAGGCAGAUUCAAUCCCGGGGACAAAACUUAGGAAUGAAUCAUUUUGUAUUCUUCACACAACAAGACAACUCCAGUGUAUACAAACACAAACUGUUGUUGCAAAACGAACAACACAGAAACAACAGCAACAUUCCACAGAAAUGGCUGCUUUUACCACUUCUCAGACUCAUAGCUAUUACCCACUGAUGCGUUUUUUUAUUUCUUUCCUACUUGUUUUUGCUUCUUCUUUUGGUUCCGUCUUGUCUCUACAAGUCAUGUCAGAUUCCGGUAAUGUGCUACCGGCAAACCAAACUUUCAGGCCAGGAAAAGAGAUGUGGAAACUCAAAAGAGUUAAUGCUUUUCUUAAGAAGAUCAACAAGCCUGCAGUCAAGACAAUUCAAAGCCCUGAUGGUGACAUAAUAGAUUGUGUUUUAUCUCAUCUUCAACCUGCAUUCGACCAUCCAGAGCUCAAAGGACAAAAACCAUUGGAUCCACCAGAGAGGCCAAGAGGCAACGAGACCACAGAGACAGAAACAAAGAACUAUCAGGUGUGGACAGAUUCAGGUGAGUCGUGCCCAGAAGGAAGUGUUCCAAUCAGGAGAACCACAGAAAAGGACGUUCUCAGAGCAAGUUAUAUGAGAAGAUUUGGAAGAAAAUUAAGAAGGCAUGUAAGAAGAGACUCAACAGGCAACGGUCAUGAGCAUGCAGUCCUAUUUGUCAAUGGAGAACAAUAUUAUGGAGCAAAGGCUAAUAUAAAUGUGUGGGCUCCUCGUGUUACCGAUCAAUAUGAGUUCAGCUUGUCACAAAUUUGGGUCAUCUCUGGUUCUUUUGGCAAAGAUCUAAACACCAUAGAAGCUGGUUGGCAGGUUAGUCCUGAGUUAUAUGGAGACAACUAUCCAAGAUUUUUCACUUAUUGGACAACUGAUGCAUACCGAACUACUGGAUGCUACAACUUAUUAUGUUCUGGGUUUGUCCAAACCAACAACAAGAUUGCUAUUGGUUCUGCAAUAUCUCCAAGGUCCUCUUACAAUGGCAGACAAUUUGAUAUUGGCCUAAUGAUUUGGAAGGACCCAAAGCAUGGAAACUGGUGGCUAGAAUUUGGGUCAGGACUACUAGUAGGAUACUGGCCAGCUUUCUUGUUCAGUCAUUUAAGAAGCCAUGCAAGCAUGAUACAAUUUGGAGGAGAAAUAGUGAAUUUUAGAUCCUCAGGGUACCACACGUCUACCCAAAUGGGCAGUGGUCAUUUUGCAGAAGAAGGAUAUGGAAAAGCAUCCUAUUUUAGGAAUUUACAAGUUGUUGAUUGGGACAAUAAUCUUCUGCCCCUAACAAAUCUUCAUCUCUUGGCUGAUCAUUCAAAUUGCUACGAUAUAAGGCAAGGAAGAAGCAAUGCCUGGGGGACUUACUUCUAUUAUGGAGGUCCUGGAAGAAAUGUAAGGUGUCCAUGAAGAUAUUAGUAAUUUAGUAUAGCAUUGGAAGUAAAAUAUUAAUUUUGUGAAUUUUUUUGAAAGUUUUUUUAUUUUUUUCCUUUCUAGGCCUUAGAAUGGUUUGGGCUAUUUUUGCAUUUUUUUUACUAAUAUGCCCAUAAUUCGAUUUUUUUUUCUCUUUUUCUUUUUGCCCUCUGACAGGGUAAUCUUCUCUUUAACCCACUAUCUGAGAUUAUGUAAAUUUGGGGAAAUACAGAUUGCUAAUAACAAUGAAUUGAGUGUCCGUUGUCUC
This is a messenger RNA of Manihot esculenta (cassava), 1881 nucleotides long. RefSeq lists its product as uncharacterized. The record is from RefSeq and is a predicted model, not a curated record. NCBI's taxonomy places the organism in Eukaryota, Viridiplantae, Streptophyta, Magnoliopsida, Malpighiales, Euphorbiaceae. Bases 159 to 1610 code for a protein of 483 amino acids. The transcript has 7 exons.